AUGAAAAUAAAUAGAGAUCCUCCAAGUCCUCAAAGACAAUGUGCAAUUCCCAGCUCACCGGUGCACGAUGAGGUCUCAUCUUCAUCUGACGUUUUUGCAGAAGAAUCAUCGAUAAAAGUUUCAAAUGGGGAACAUGAGCUGGCAACUGCGUCGAUGUGGGCUGAGACCCAUGAUUUCGGCAUUGAUGGUGACGAGUUCUUAGAAACUGAAGACGACGUUUUAGGGUCUCUCGGAACUAGUGGAGACUCUGAAGUUAUUGAUUUGACGUCUGAAAAGCCAACUCCCGAGAAGGUUUGGUGAUA
Strongylus vulgaris is the source of this 302-nucleotide messenger RNA. Lineage: Eukaryota; Metazoa; Nematoda; Chromadorea; Rhabditida; Strongylidae. The record is from the annotation of a GenBank genome assembly.